CGGAAGCUAGGACCCUCUGGGCGCAAUAAUAAUAAUAAUCGUCCCCCUACUCUACUUCUUCGCCUUCCCUCUCCCUCUCCCUCCUCUCAAUCAUCAACUUCAUUCCAUCGAAGACAAUUCAACUUCCAAAAACUCCUCCAACUCCCCUUCCACAUCCUCCUUCUAGGGCUCCAAGCUACCCUUCAAGCCAUCCCUCCCUCGCAUAAAUCUUGUUCAAGACAGUCAAAUCUCUCGAACAACAGACAACGUCGACAAUCCCAACCUCAAUUUUCAAAUCAAUCAGUUAUCCUCCAACCAACAACCUUCAUCAACUCGAUCAUUCAUCAUGUCUGCCAUCGCUGAGAAGAUUACUGACGCCGUCAACGACGUUACUGCCAAGCUUGGCAACGCAACCAUCGCCACCGACGCUGACAAGACCACUGCUGCUCACAACGAUGCAGUUCUGGCCAGCGCCGCUGAGGGACGGAGACUUUACAUCGGCAACCUCGCCUACGCGACCACCGAGCAGGAGUUGACCGACUUCUUCAAGGGAUACCUUGUUGAAUCGACCUCCAUCCCAAAGAACCCACGCACCGACCGCCCAGUCGGCUACGCUUUCGUCGACCUCUCUACACCCAGCGAGGCCGAGCGUGCCAUCACUGAGCUCUCCGGCAAGGAGAUCCUUGAGCGCAAGGUCUCCGUUCAGCUUGCCCGCAAGCCUGAGCCAGCCGGCGAGAAGACCGAGAAUGUCGUGAGUGGAGGUGACGCUGCUGAGGGUACCGAGGGUGGCCGCCGCAGACAAUCCGGACGCGGUCGUGGACGCGGCCGUGGCCGUGGUGGACGCACUGCCCGUGCUGGUGACCGCGUCGAGGGCGAGGUUGCAUCUGAGGAGGUUCUCCCUCUCCAGGACAUCACCAACCAGGCUACCACUGAUGAGGCUGCCAAGGACGACAAGAAGGCCGCUCGUGCUCCCCGUGAGCGCCGUGAGCGUGGCCCACCCGCCGAUGGCAUCCCAUCCAAGAACAAGGUUAUGGUUGCCAACCUUCCUUACGAUCUGAGCGAGGAGAAGCUCAAGGAGCUCUUCGCUGCUUACGAGCCAUCUUCCGCCAAGAUCGCCCUCCGCCCUAUCCCCCGCUUCAUGGUCAAGAAGCUCCAGGCACGCAACGAGCCCCGCAAGGGCCGUGGCUUCGGCUUUGUUACUCUCUCCUCUGAGGAGCAGCAGCUCAAGGCCGUCUCUGAGAUGAACGGCAAGGAGAUUGAGGGUCGCGAGAUCGCUGUCAAGGUUGCCAUUGACAGCCCCGACAAGACCGAUGAGGACGCGAACGCUCCCGUUGCUGAGGAGACCAACGGCGCUGCCGCCACUGUUGAGGAGACCACCACUGCUUAAGCGGUGACUGGUGUAUUAUACGAGACGUAAUGAUGGGGAGUGCUGCAUCCGUUUUUCGCGUGAGCAUUGCUUUUAUACAUUGUUACUUCUCCAGGCGUAUGGCGGAAGCACUGGGAAAUGAAAUGCUGGUAAUGGCUCGUUAAAAUUGUUUUUUGAUGACCAGCUACUAGCUAUUUCAUGAUUUUAAUGGGAGAGGAGAGGAAAAAUGAUUUUAUGGGGGGUUUUGGGAAACGGUCGAUGGGCACUGUUAGAUCUGGCGGCUUCUCUCGAGGCUUGGUUCUUCUAGAAGCGACGGCUAUAUCCUACAAUUCCCAUGGCUUGUACUUUUUGAAACGACAAACUACACAAUAUCUUUUUUUCCUCCAUCAAAUGUCUUACUACUACGGACCGUUUUUCUUUUAGCUGGAUCUGUACAUUAGGGGUUUCCUUUUUGUGCUGGUCUGGGGUGAAGAGGGGGAAGUUGUGAAAUGAAAAGUUGAUUUUGGG
Pseudogymnoascus verrucosus is the source of this 1852-nucleotide messenger RNA. RefSeq lists its product as uncharacterized. The transcript is spliced from 4 exons. The coding region runs from base 326 to 1366 and encodes 346 amino acids. Gene Ontology annotation, molecular function: mRNA binding. NCBI's taxonomy places the organism in Eukaryota, Fungi, Ascomycota, Leotiomycetes, Thelebolales, Thelebolaceae. The record is from RefSeq and is a predicted model, not a curated record. Gene Ontology annotation, cellular component: cytoplasm; nucleus; ribonucleoprotein complex.